GUAAGUUGUCAGCCGCCGAACGAAUCCUAUAAAUGCGAACCUUUGAGAGAAGCCUUCAUGCCAUAACCUCAAUUCUUCAACAAACUGACUUUGCGGUGAGGACAAAACCAAAAAGUUUCUACCGAACGCCGCUGGGACCAACGCCAAUUCAAGCUGGAAGAUUCAACUACACUGAACAAUGGCGCCCACACCGUCUUCAUCGAGCACAUGACGCCCGGCACUAGCGUGCCUCCACAUUUUCAUAAGCGCUUUUCCGAAUCAUUCGACCUGAUCAGCGGGUCCAUGUCCGUCUACAGCAGCACAUCGCCAGAGCUCGACGCCUUAGAGGCAUCUGCCAAGAAACUUGAGAUUGGCAAGCCAGUCACUGUUGAACCAAAGGUGUACCACCAAUACAAGGUCGGCGGUGAACAGACGGUGCUUCGGCGUAUCCUAACUCCUGGAGAUGCGAACUUUGAGAGACUGUUGAAGAUUCUCAAUGGGUUGCACGCUGAUGGGAAAUUGGCCGAGAUGAGUCAAAGUGCCGUUCUAAUGGCGAUCGUCAUGGGUUUAAGUGAUGCGCAUCUCAUUGGACCCGGGAAGGAGAUGUUGGACGGUGUUGAGGCAGCGAAAAAAAAAAGAUGAGAUUGAGUCCCUAAGGAAGGAGUUGCUUACCAUGUAUGAUACCGAGGAAGCUUUGCAGGACUUGCUGGUCAAAAGAGGCGAAGUCGUGUAGAACUGCGCUGAAACGCGGAAAUCUCUUACACGGGGUAAUCCGGAGAGCUUAGGAAGCGAGACGAAAGGGCCUGAUCUAGGUAUACAGCGAGCGAGACGCAAGGGAUACGUGACAUGGCAUUUCUCUAGUUAACACAGCACUCAACUUUAUGAU
This is a messenger RNA of Pseudomassariella vexata, 865 nucleotides long. RefSeq lists its product as uncharacterized. NCBI's taxonomy places the organism in Eukaryota, Fungi, Ascomycota, Sordariomycetes, Amphisphaeriales, Pseudomassariaceae. The record is from RefSeq and is a predicted model, not a curated record. The transcript has a single exon. The coding region runs from base 208 to 621 and encodes 137 amino acids.